UAUAGCGGAGCUGCCGGGCAUGUGAGGCAGAGGUGGGCCGAGGCUGCUGGCUGCUGCCUUGUGCGGGGCUUCCCCGAGGCUCCAGUCAGCUGCGUGCUUCUGUGCCAGCGCCUUCUGGCUUCGGAGCGACGGCUGCCGUGCCGUGAGUUGGUCUUCCUCAGGGAAGCCAGGGAAGCCCAGGCCAGGGCGGUGGCAGCAGGUUGUAGUCGUCUACAAAACCUGUUGGAGUCGCUCCUGUCACCCGUUAGCCGGGCAGCGAAGAGGCCUUAGCCCUCAGCGCCCGUCGGGUGGGCAGUGCGGCCUACCGCAUUUGGGACCCCCCUUGCUUGGGUAGGGAGGCCUUGAGUCCUUAGCGCCCAUCGGCUUGGCAGCAAGGCCUACGGCCCCCUCAGCAGGGCAGCGAAGAGGCCUUAGUCCUCAGCGCCCGUUGGCUAGGCAGUGAGGCCUACUGCGUUUGCGCCCAACGACAGGGCAGCAAGGAGGUCUUAGUCCUCAGCGCCCCUUGGCUUGGCUGCGAGGCCUACCGCCUUUGCGUCCUUGCCUGGGCAGGGAGAUUUGGGGCCUUUGGUCCCCUUGGCAGGGAAGGGAGUCCUCUCACCUUUGUGCUCUUGGGUGGUAGAGGCUAGACCUUCCACUUGUGGUUUCGUGCUUUGUGCUUCUUGGCAGGGCAGCGAGGGCCUCUCAGUUUCUGAGGACCUUUUGUGCUCUUAAGAUGGCCACCUCUACACGGCCUCCCAGCCCUAUGCAGUCACUUCGGGAAGAAGCAGUGUGUGCCAUCUGUCUGGAUUAUUUUAAGGACCCCGUGUCCAUUGGCUGUGGGCACAACUUCUGCCGAGGGUGUGUGACCCAGCUGUGGGGCAAGGAAGAUGAGCAGGACCGGGAACAGCCUGCUGUGCAGGAGCGCGUCAUCCGGGAGGUUUUGUUUCCUAGGUACACCGAGCAGGAGCAGCACAGAGCACAUGCAGGACAGUGGGUCGGUCAUAGCCAUAGACAGCAUCAGGGCAAUGCAAACUCUGAGUGGGAUGACGAGGAAGAAGACAGGAACAGUUUACAAGGAUUGGUUCAUGACCUGAGAAUUAGGGUUUUUCCAGAAGAGAGAGAUGAACCCCCCCACAAUGGCCACCAGUACCAUCGGUUUGGUCGCUACCGCCAUCGCCACCGCCACCCUCCAAUCUUCCACCGUGGUCCCCCACAUCCGCCUGUGCGUCGGCAGCUCUAUCCAGACGCCCGGGUUCCUUCUCCACAUGCCCAGGUUCCUCCUCCACAUGCCCAGGUUCCUUCUCUACCUCGGCCCACACCACAGGUCUUCAGCUGCCCGCAAUGCCGAAGGACUUUUCCAAGUCGCAGUUUUCGACCCAAUUUGCAGCUGGCCAACAUGGUCCAUAUAAUUCGCCAGAUUUGCCAUACUCCAUGAAGCUUGCAAAGCUUGUGCUCUAAAUAUGAGGAAACCCUGGAGCUCUUCAGUAAGGUAGAAAAAAAGCCCAGGUGUAGGUGUGUCUAGAUUCCUGGUACUACAAAAAUAUGAAUGUAGUGCCAUUGGAUGAAGUAUUUAAAGAAAACAAGGAACAAAACAAAACAAAACAAAAAAAACUGAGAAACUUAUAGUACAUUUCAGUCUCAGUGCUAUCCCAGUUUUGGGGAGGAAUUAAAAAAUUCAAAAUUUCAUUAGUGCCUGCAGCUUUAAAUUGGAAAGAGUAGUUGUAUUUAGCUCAGUAGUAGCAGAAUGAUUGUUUGCCUAGCAUGCCCCCAUUUUCCAAUUUAUUUUGAAUUAAUGACUAUCAAGGUUCAGUUUUAGGAAAUAUUACUCCUUUGUUGCUAUUAGCAGAGAAUUUAUUUGUGGGAACGAAGAAAACUGCUUUGCUUAGCUUCAAAAUUAGGCUUUCAGAACUGAAUGUUUUCAUGAGCCUGGUAUUUGAAUACUUAGAAGAUUUUUGAGGUUGUUAUUAGCUGAUUUGGGAACAUACUUUAUAGGAAUCUAUGUCAAUAGUUUUAUAGUAAUGUCAGAUUUUUAGCUAAAGUUGAAAAGUUGUCAAGAUACACUGUGCUAUCUGUGGAUUGCUUUGGAAAUCUUCAGGUUUUUGUCACUAUAAGCUAAGGAAGAAUAUGCUUAGUUCAGAUUUGCUUUUGAAGAUAGGGAGAUCUUUCAAUGUUUUUGUUGGAUCUAAAGUUCCUUAGUCAUUAAAGAGAACUGCAUUCAGCAUUUGGACAACAAUUCCAAUAUUAGGGAACCAAUGAAAAGUUGAAAUGGAAAAUAUGAAACUUUGAAAAAUUGAAACUUUCACAGAAAUUCAGUGGCCCUGAAAAUGGCAGUAGGCAAAUAUUAACAUUUUUGUUGUGAAGUAUUUAAAGCAAAACUUGCCAAAACCAGGUAUAUAGGUAUAUGUUUACUGAUUCUUAUAAAAAUUGCCUAAUUUUGUUGGCCAAGAACCAGAUUUAUGAAUAUUAUAUCUUUAAAUUUAAGUUAAUAUACAAAAUAAUGGAUUUCAUUAUGAGGGUUUCAUACUUGAAUAUCAUUGUACUUUGCUCAUAUUUGCCGCCUCUAUCAUACUUUCCUCCCAACUAGUCUCUAUUCAUAUCACAUGAUGUCAGAUACAAAAAAUUACUAAGCCUAAAUUCUAAAGGAUUUUUCCAUUGUUUUUCACCAUUACCCUUUCUUGCAACCCUAUCCUUCUUCCCUUUAGAGCCUCGUUUUCCUGGGUAGUCCCCAUUCAAUGCUAUUUCAAGGAAACAAAAAUAAUAUUCAGAAAUACUUUAGGUGGUGUGUUUGUAACAAGUUAAAAAUCUGUGUGUGGUAGCUUUGAGAGGAUAAAUGUGUUUCACCUUGUCCAGUUUUUACUGAAUAGGUGCAAAAAGACUGGAUAAGUCUUACUGUUUUGACUAGAAACUUAAAGAGAAACUUGUGUGUAAACUUUAAAUGCAGAUAUACAUUGCAUUUAUUUUUCAGUUUUCUUAUGUUUUUCUGUUCUUAUUUUUCCCUUGCUUUGUUUAACUGGAAGGAAACUGUUAAUGCCUUGUUAAAAGUGACUUAAGUUUUAUUGUAUUUUAUACAGUAUCCAAUAAAGACAAAUUUAAGUUUCACAGUG
Messenger RNA from Mus musculus (house mouse), 3083 nucleotides. It is a transcript of the gene Trim52, whose product is annotated as tripartite motif-containing 52. The transcript has a single exon. The record is from RefSeq and is marked validated. NCBI's taxonomy places the organism in Eukaryota, Metazoa, Chordata, Mammalia, Rodentia, Muridae. The coding region runs from base 713 to 1414 and encodes 233 amino acids. Gene Ontology annotation, biological process: positive regulation of DNA-templated transcription.